CAUUACCAAAAUAGCGCUCGCCUGACAAUGAGCAACGAAAGUGAAUCAAUGCGCGCAUGGUUAACUAUCAGCCAAUAGGGUCUUUGUGCCAGUACUUUGGAACAUCCCUCAUAUUAAAAGCGAUCGACAUUUCCCCCUUUCCUUUAUUCGCUUGCGCAUGAGAACGGUCAACGACAGUCAAUCAAUCCUCUGUUCUUGGUCCCUUGGCCCGUUGCUGGUUACAUAUGCGCCUACGUACCACUCCAAGAACUGCGGAUAUACGCAUUGUCAUCUGCGCCCAUGCAAUUUGCCUACCCGCUGUUGUCGUCGUCAUGGCAUAAAUUGCGAUGAACAGAUCCCCGUGUCCUUGGUUGUUGGAUCCGCAGGUAGCUGCCUACCAACUUACAAGGAGAACAGGGGAAUCAUACCGCUACUCCCACAGCAACCGACCCAUUCAGUAGAGGGCCGCUAUACGGUACUUCGUACAAUAGCGCGCCUACGUACCACUGAACCCAGCACAAGACCCCAUUUCCGCCAUCUGAUCACAUCUAAGCAACUUCUGAGCUUCGGGUCGGCCUUGGCUUUGGUUAGCUAUGGCUCAGUCUUCAUCCGCGUGUUCAAUUCGUUCAACGCGGAUCAGAUCUAACCUCUGAUUCCUUUGGAUAGGUCUGUGAAGAUCGAAAGGCUACGAAGCGAGUCUCGUAAUUGACUGAGCAUUUCUUCAGUCUCAAUACAGACAUUUGCUACCUACCUUACCACACAGCCGGUCAGACCAUUUUUCGCGAGUUAUGUUAUCGAGCCUAGGUGCCUACCUUAGUAGGCAUGGGCCUCUGUGGAGCUACGUUCCGCACUUGCAGUACAGUGCAUGUGCUGCUGUGCUAGCCUAAAGCCUCAGCUGCAUUUCACUUUCGGGUACCUGGCACUAAUCUUCUAAAUCUGUUACCCUCGGGCUCUAGAUCAGAGAGACCCUUCAAAACUCUCUUUGGAGUGGCCGUUAGCCGUUUCAUAAUGAGGCCUAGCGGUAAAGCCAAUCAUGACGCCGAGUUUUACGAGCACACUCUCAUCUCGAUUGAUAGCCGCCAACAACAACCCAUGGAUCUCCGGUUAGUAGGAUCUCGCUCUUGCCAGCUUUUAAUUCCAAUAUUGCUCGACAUCCACGCAUCCAUCUGGUUGGUUGCUGGUUUAAUGAGGUCCAAGGCUAUUACUUGCAAAUCAACAACCAAGCUCGUUCAAAGACAUCCAAUGUCGUGAUGCUCGGUUCGUGACUGAAUGCGUCUUGUCUGGCUUUGAUCCACCGAGCGUCAGAAUUAGAUCGGCAUUGCCGCGUCUUGUUAAUUCCCUGACUCCCUCAAUAAUUCCUCACCCUGGUAUUCGCCAAGCGAAGUCUGGCUGGGUGCGAAAAUACCAGUUGAUGGCGUCCAAUCGACAACGCCUCGGCAAAUACUUAAUCUUGCUUCCUUGCUCGAGUCAUCGCUGUCUCUCCUGACGCUUCUCAGAGCGGAUCGUGGCCAGACUUACAGCAGCCCCCCACUUUGUUGGGUCUGACUACGAAAAUUAUCUUUCUUAAUCCUUUCUUCUUUGUCUUCCUGGUGUUUCUAAAACGGUGAAGCCCCCUUUUGGACAAGCCAGCCCAAGCCUUGGCAUUCUUGUCUCUCUUCUUUUCUGGUUUUUGCAAACGCAACCAGCUUGUUUAGAGCUUAGACUAACGUUCUCCUUUUCUUUUCUCUCCACUUUUUGUCUGCUUCCCCUUGCAUUGGCUUUCGGGUCUUUCAUCGGCUGGAUAUUGUCGGUUCGGUGGCACACGUCAGCACCUAAUUUCGUCCUCUCUCAAAGAUAUUGUUCACUCGCUGACCGCCGCCACAUGGUUUCGCCUUGUUACAGUGGCUGGAUGUGUCUGUGCAGAGAAGGAUGCUCGUGUCCCUACGGGUCAGUAACAGUUGAUCCGAUAUCAAAAUAUUCAAGAAUAAGCUAAGUAUCUUCCGUUCUGUGACCCGGACCUCGGAGAGCAAGGAAACUUCAGACCUUGACAGAAUAUGCCAAACUUGAUUCAUCAAAUAAUCCCCUAAACUUACACCAGCUUGUCUG
Messenger RNA from Fusarium odoratissimum NRRL 54006, 2064 nucleotides. RefSeq lists its product as uncharacterized. The transcript has 2 exons. NCBI's taxonomy places the organism in Eukaryota, Fungi, Ascomycota, Sordariomycetes, Hypocreales, Nectriaceae. The record is from RefSeq and is a predicted model, not a curated record. Bases 158 to 625 code for a protein of 155 amino acids.